Molecule: messenger RNA, 6459 nt
Organism: Archocentrus centrarchus (flier cichlid)
Lineage: Eukaryota; Metazoa; Chordata; Actinopteri; Cichliformes; Cichlidae
Gene: lamc3
Product: laminin, gamma 3
Exons: 28
Coding region: 179-5092 (1637 amino acids)
Biological process (GO): axon guidance; animal organ morphogenesis; tissue development
Cellular component (GO): basement membrane
Source: RefSeq, a predicted model, not a curated record
ACAUGUGGGAGAUCUAACAGAGGCACAACAGAGAAAAGCAGACAAAGAAACUUUUGAAGUGGACCUACUUCCUAUUCCUGGAUUGUUUUUCCUCAAAUCAGAGUCUUUAUGUUUGUGGAUCUUCGCAUCAAAGCAUGAGUGUGAAUGUUUGAUUGUGGAGUGUAAAUGUGCUAUAGACAUGGAGACAUCAUUUGCUGUGAGAUCUCUUCUCUUUGCCCUUGUACUCUCAUUUCAUCUACACUUACACCUUGUUUGGGCCGCCAUGGACUCCUGCUAUGAUGAGGAGGGUGCGCCAAGCCGCUGUAUGCCCAAGUUUGAGAAUAUUGCCUUCAGUCGUGCUGUGGUGGCUUCAAAUGUGUGCGGUUCUCCACCAGAGGACUACUGCAUGCAGACCAGCUCAAGUCGUUCAUGCCACCUCUGUGAUGCGUCAGAUCCAGACUUGAGUCACAAUGCGAGCCUCCUGACAGACUUCCACAGGAAUGAGGAGCCCACGUGGUGGCAGAGUCAGUCCAUGUACUAUGGUAUCCAGCACCCCAAUUCCAUUAACCUCACCCUCCACCUUGGGAAAUCCUUUGAGAUAACCUACGUACGACUGAAAUUCUACACCAGUCGCCCAGAGAGCUUUGCCAUCUACAAGCGUACAGAAAAGGAUGGUCCCUGGUUACCGUACCAGUAUUACAGCGCCUCUUGUCAAAAGACCUACAGGAGGGACGCUAAAGGUUAUAUUCGCCCGGGGGAUGAUGAAAGGACUGCUUUAUGUACAGACGAGUUCAGUGAUAUCUCGCCCCUCACUGGAGGAAACGUGGCUUUCUCCACACUGGAAGGUCGGCCCAGUGCGUACAACUUUGACCAAAGCCUGGUGUUGCAGGAAUGGGUGACAGCCACUGACCUGCUCAUUUCUUUGGACAGGCUUAACACCUUUGGAGAUGAGUUUUUCAAGGACGCUAAAGUGCUGCGCUCGUACUUCUAUGCCAUCUCUGAUUUCUCUGUGGGUGGCAGAUGUAAGUGUAACGGCCACGCCAGCGAAUGCAUUGAGGGAGAACUUGGUAACCUGGUCUGCGCCUGCCAGCAUCACACAGUGGGAGCUGACUGCCAGAGAUGUCACCCCUUUUACCAGGACAGACCCUGGGCCAGGGCCACUGGGGACUCCGCCAAUGAGUGUUUGAAAUGCAACUGCAGCGGCAGAUCAGACAAAUGUGUGUUUGACGUGGAGCAGUACCGGAGCACUGGCAGUGGGGGGCGCUGUGUGAGUUGCAGAGACAACACUGAUGGGGCCCAUUGUGAGCGCUGCAGAGAUAGCUACUACCGGAUAUCUCCAGAAGAGCCCUGCCUGCCCUGCAACUGCAAUAUCAAUGGAUCUCUGAGUCUGCAGUGUGAUGUAGAGGGAAAGUGUGCUUGUCGGGAUGGUGUGACAGGGGAAAAGUGUAACACGUGUCAGGCUGGCUUUCACUCGCUAGGCCCUGGUGGAUGCAGGUCAUGUGAAUGCGACCUCAGUGGUAGUGUGGGCGAUUGCUCUCCCCUAGACGGACGCUGUUACUGUAAGCAAAAUGUAGAGGGACAGACCUGCAACAGAUGCAAGCCAGGAUUUUUCAAUCUCCAGCAAGUAAACCCAGCAGGCUGCCAACCGUGCUUCUGCUUUGGCCAGUCGCUGGCCUGCUCCUCAUCCAAUCACUAUACUGCUGUCAACAUCACCUCUGACUUCAUUGAAGAUCAGGAUAGCUGGUUGGGAGAAUUUUCUGGAGGGCUGGAGUACCCCCUGCUGUGGAAGGAAGGUGAAGUCUACCUGCUGCCUCUUACAGAGGAGGACAUUGGCUUCUACAAAGCCCCCGUGAAAUUCCUGGGUCACCAAGUCUACAGCUACGGCCAGCUUCUCUUCAUCACCUUCACUUCUGAGACCCCCGAACUUCUGCCCGACCACAUCACCCUGCUCCUCGAGGGCUCUGGAAUCACUCUUUCUGCUGACCUUUCAUCCCAACCAGUGCUUGGCUAUGACCCCAGCCUCACACCACAGCACUCUUUCAUUGUCAGACUUCACGAAAAUGAGAAGAGAUUUAAAACUGCGCUUUCUGCCUUUGAGUUCCAACUCCUCCUUUACAACCUGACAGCUCUGAAGAUCAGCAACGCUGGGGGACACAACUACACAUCACAGCUCACAGGGGUAACCAUGACCUCAGCUGUCGUCUCCACUGAUCCAGCCAGUCCUCCUGCUCCGUGGGUGGAAUCUUGUUCCUGUCCCCUGGGCUUUGUGGGCCAGUUUUGUGAACAGUGUGCCCCCGGAUUUACCCGAGAAGACCCUGCUAGAGGGCCUCUCUCAGCAUGUAUACCAUGUAACUGCCACCAUCAUGGAACGUGCCAUCCAGAGACAGGUGCGUGCGAUUGCUUAGACUUCACCACCGGUAUGACCUGUGAGCGCUGCCUGGACGGUUACUAUGGCAACGCUUUGAUUGGCACACGUGGUGAUUGUCAGCCUUGCCCUUGCCCAGACCAGACCAGCUGUGUCCAAAUUGCAGAGACGGGACAGGUGGUCUGCACCAACUGCCCUGCAGGACAGACAGGAAUGCGCUGUCAGAGGUGUGAAGAUGGGUACUAUGGUGACCCCCUAGGGCUGUCAGGAGCAGCUCAGCCAUGUGUGAGAUGUGACUGCAAUGGCAAUGUGGAUUUCAAUGCCGUAGGAAUAUGUGACCAUGUCACUGGGCGCUGUCUGAAGUGCCUGGGACACACGGAGGGAGACCACUGUGAACGCUGUCAGCAGGGUUUUUACGGCAACGCCAUGAACCAGACGGUGGGCCAGAAGUGCAAGCCAUGCAGCUGCAGUUCUGCUGGAACAUCUGGGCAUGUGAAUGAAUGCCACCCUCACACAGGAAAUUGUCACUGCCUCAGUCAUGUGACCGGACGGGACUGCAGUUAUUGUGAAGUUGGCUUCUUCAACCUUCAGCCAGGCAGUGGAUGUGAAAUGUGCAAAUGUAAUCCAAUUGGCUCAUCGUCGAUGGCAUGCCAUCCAAUCACAGGGAAGUGUGUGUGUCGUGCAGGAGUGGAGGGGAGACUGUGUGACGCUUGCCGUGUGGGGUUCUUUGGAUUCUCGUCACGAGGUUGCAGAGCCUGUAACUGUGACCCAAUGGGCUCUGUUUCUAUGCAGUGUCACAAUAACGGCACCUGCCACUGCCGCCAGGGCUUUGUGGGUUACAAGUGUGACAAAUGUGAGUUAAACUAUUUCCACAACAGAGCCACACACCAGUGUGAGGAAUGCCCAGUUUGCUAUGGCCUUGUCAAGAAACAGGCAGAAAAGCUCAGGACUCGACUGCAGGAUUUGGAGAAGCUUUUGGCUCACUUUGAUUGCAGAGGUAGAUUUGGGAAGCAGCACCACCUGCUGAAGUAUCACAUGGCCAGGCUUUAUGAGCAUGAGCACCAGAGGGAGGAUACUCUACCCAAUGCUCUGGAGGAUUUUCUGGCCUUCCAAGAGGCACGGGAGGCCUUAAUAAAACAGUUUUCCUUGCUGGAAGCUUCUACAGGAACACUUUUAGCCCAGCUGCAUGGCAUUACAUCUUCUUUGAACUGCAGCAUCGGCAUGACAGAGGAAGAGGGGAAGGAGAGGAGGAAGGAUAAAAGCAGCAGGGCUGUGUGUCAAACCUUCACAGAAACUCUACUCGUGAUCAGAGUGUCUCAGAAACAACUAAAGCAGGCAACACAGGACCUGGACAGUAUGCUCAUUCCUUUUGAGGCCGUGUCACGACCCAACAAAUGGAACAUUAUGGUCAAUGACUCACAGGUGCUAAUGAAAAGUCACAGAGAAACAGCGGACCACAUCGAGGCUGCAGCCAGCAGGGCAGUAAGAGCCUCAAAGCAGACUUACAGCCUCCUGAUGGAUUUACUGCAGGACAAUUCCACGGAGGAGUACAUCAGGAACCUAACGGAGCAAAUCACACAGAUGCAGCAGCAGAAGGAGAACCUGACGGCGCAGCUGAACGAUACUAUAGCUGAACAGCUGGCCCUGGAGGAAGAAGCUGCUGGUUUAAAGCUUGCCUUGGGUAACAUCACAUCAUCCUUACAUCAGCUGGCUCUGACAGAUGCCAGCCCCUAUCCGGAGGCUGAUCACACUGAGUUCAACCAAAUCAAACAUCUAACCAACUUUACAACAGAGUGGGGUGAGACCCUGGUGAAACAGACAAAAGAAGUGGAUGAGCGAGUUCAGAGUCAAGACGAUCGCAUAACGAGGGUCACAGAAGCGGUGGAGCCUUUACAGACAGCCAACAAGAGCAUGGAAAUGAUGAAGAACAUCAGCACGCUGCAAACUCAAGCUCAAGGAGCAAAGGCUGUGGCUUUGUCAUCAGUUGUGACAGGCAAAGAGGUGGAAUCUGAAGCAAUCUCCCUUCACAGACAACUAGAACGCAUGGUUACACAGUGGCCCCGUCAACAGGCCCAGACCAAGGCUGCAGUGAAGAAGGAGAGACCUUUGGAGGAAAAGGUCCUACCUGAUGUGAGGAAGAGAAUCUCACAAAUUGAGAAGAUGCUUAAACCAGCGCUGGAAAACUCCAGCAUCUCAAGCAGCACCACAAAGGACGUCGAACAAAAAGCGCAUGACCUGGCAAAGGAAUCCAAAGCCAUUCUGACCCAGGCCAAGCAUACCAGGACUGCAUCUGCUCACCUUAGCUCCAAUAUAGACUCUGCCUUGGAGCAGCUAUCAGUCCAGGAGUUGCUGACUGAUACAGUUAACACCCAGAUCACCUCAGAGCCUGGGGUGUCUGUGGCCAGCGUAAAAAAAGAUAUGGAAGCAGCCAAGCUCCAGCUAGAGGCCUAUUCUGUUACACUAACUGAGCUAAUAAGCAAGAUUGAUGGGAAUGUGCCACUGGAGCGAUUUAACAGGAUCUUGAACGAGACAGCACGCCGCCUGAGCAUGCUUCGUGGGAGUGUGGAGAGCCCGACGCUAGGUUUAAAGAUCCAGAAGCUGCAAUCGGCUGCUGAAGAACAGCAGAGUCGCCUGUCCCUCAUUGAACAGGACAUACAGGAGAUCAGGGAGGAGAGAGACAGUCUCAGAGACAUUGCCUUAAACCUGCCUCAGUCCUGCCCCGAGGCAACUGGAGCAGGCAAAGCAUAGAUACUAUAGAUGAUGAGGAUUACAUCAGUGAUAGCUGAACAUCAGAAAAGUCUGGGAUGAUUUUGUUAAGGAAAGGAGUUGCAGUCGUUUUGUGUUCAACUUCAAAAAAGUCUUUUUAGAUUUUUCCUCUUUUGCCCCAAGGUGCAAUUCAUUUUACCGCCACAGUAGAGACACACACACACACACACACAAACACACACAUUACAGCCAAAAGCCUGAGAUUUCUCCUCUGCCUCCCAUGAUUUAUACCCAAUCUUCCUUCUCCUUCUUGUUUUUAUUCUCUCCUUUUUUCUUUUUUUUUUUCUCUUUUUUUUUUAGCAACAACAUCCGAACUUCAAUUUCACCAUGAAUAAUAAGCAGCCAUUCUGAACUGCUGGAGUGCACUGUCAAGUUUAAAAUAAUGCUGAUUUUCCUUUGUGGGGCUAAAAGGUGUGUCUGAGUGCUCCUUCAGACUGACACAUUCAUUUACACUUGAGCUCUUUUUCAUCACCAUUGCUUAAUUAACAAUUAGUCCUCUUGGCCUCAGUGGAGUUCGGGUCAGGCUUCAACAUCACACAACCUGUUUUCAGGAUUAUUACAGUCGCUGCCUCUCCGUUUUUGUGGUUUCUCAAUAUUUCUGCCGUUCGGUGCCUCUAUCAAAUGGGCAAACAUCGGUUGUCUUGGGGUCACGGGUGAUCGCACUGUCAGGUUCCUGAUUACUAAAACAUAACAGCAAAGGAUCUUUGUGUAUGUAUUGCUUCACAAAUCUUUUACACCAGGGUAUAAAAAAUUAUGUCUAAUAAAUAUUGAAAAUACAAAGUUAUCUGAUGCUCAGACCCAAAUCCAAAAAAAAAAAAAAGAUUCACUUUGUCAUUUGUGGCAAAUAAAAGCAUCACAUCACACUGUAAGGAUUACUGUACUUCUGCAUAAUUGUGUACCCAGCUACAAGUUAUGGCUUGUUUAUAACAGCCUGAAUAUGACACUGCAUUUAUUGAGGUCUUGAACGGUGUUGGUUUGGAUUUUUUAAAUAAUGCAGGAAUCUGCUAAAAGAAAUGAUUUAAGACUUAGAUUGUUGUGUUUUUAUGAGUGCUCAGUCUGAUCUGAUCAGACUUGUUGUUCAUGCAAGUGUCCCAGUCACGCGUCUACUUUUAACAAUAAUUGAGUGUGUAAGGUCUUAACAAAGAAACCAUAAUGCAAUAAAGUAUACAUGAAAGGUCCGUCUUGCAAAAAUAUAUCACAUUUUUUAGUGGACACUAUUGUACAACAGUGUAAUAUUAUACAACAAAGCACAAUGGAAAUGAAAGAGCUACUCAAUGCUGAGAAAGUGCAGAUAUUUGGAAAUGGUUGUGCAACAUAUUGAUGAACACAAUAAAAUGAGGAAAAAAUGG